Molecule: messenger RNA, 2108 nt
Organism: Microtus oregoni (creeping vole)
Lineage: Eukaryota; Metazoa; Chordata; Mammalia; Rodentia; Cricetidae
Product: zinc finger protein 431-like
Exons: 6
Coding region: 48-2108 (686 amino acids)
Biological process (GO): regulation of DNA-templated transcription
Source: RefSeq, a predicted model, not a curated record
GCAUGUUCUGUGCUUAGGUUCCUGAUGCAGGGAGCUGAACAAAGAGUAUGGGCGACCAAGAAAACCACGACACGAAUGUAGUGACCUAUGAUGAUGUGCAUGUUGACUUCACCCGGGAAGAGUGGGCUUUGCUGGAUCCUUCCCAGAAGAGUCUCUACAAUGAUGUGAUGCUGGAGACCUGUAGGAACCUCAUUGCUAUAGGCUACAAAUGGGAAGAUCAUAAUAUUGAAGAACAUUGUCAAAGUUCAACCAGACAUGGAAGGCUCAAAAGAAGCCAUACUGAAGAUAAACCUGAAGCUUCUCAAUGUGUUAAAGCCUUUGCAUAUCAUAAUCAUCUUCAAAGGUAUGAAAGAAUCUGUAAUGGAGAGAAACCCUUUGAAUGUAAUCAAUGUGGUAAAGUCUUUACACAUCAGAGUAUUCUCAAAAAUCAUAACAGAUCACAUACUGGAAAGAAACCCUAUGGAUGUAAUCAAUGUGGGAAAGCCUUUGCGUUUCACAGUCAUCUUCGAAUGCAUACAAGAACACAUACUGGAGAGAAGCCCUAUGAAUGCAACCAAUGUGAUAAAGCCUUUUCAUGUCACAGUCACCUGAAAAUACAUGAAAGAACCCAUACUGGAAAAAAACCCUAUGAAUGUGAUCAUUGUGGGAAAGCCUUUUCACAACAUUAUCAUCUCCAAAGGCAUAAAAGAACACAUACUGGAGAGAAACCCUAUGAAUGUAAUCAAUGUGGGAAAGCCUUUGCAUGUCAAAGCAGUCUUCUAUUGCAUCAAAGAACCCAUACUGGAGAGAAGCCCUAUGAAUGUAAUCAUUGUGGGAAAGCCUUUGCAGUUAACUGUAGUCUCCAAAAUCAUAAAAGAACACAUACUGGAGAGAAACCCUAUGAGUGCAAACAGUGUGGUAAAGGCUUUGCGCAGAAAAGUCAUCUUCUAAGGCAUAGAAGAACACAUACUGGAGAGAAACCCUAUGAAUGUAAUCAUUGUGAGAAAGCCUUUUCACAACAGUAUCACCUCCAAAGACAUAAAAGAAUGCAUACUGGAGAGAAACCUUAUGAAUGUAAUCAAUGUGGUAAAGCCUUUGCAAGUAACUGUAGUCUUAUAGUACAUAAAAGAACACAUACUGCAGAGAAACCCUAUGAAUGUAAACAAUGUGGUAAAGCCUUUACACAACAGAACUUUGCAUAUCAUAAUCAUCUUCAAAGGUAUGAAAGAAUCUGUACUGGAGAGAAACCCUUUGAAUGUAAUCAAUGUGGUAAAGUCUUUACACAUCAGAGUAUGCUCAAAAAUCAUAACAGAUCACAUACUGGAAAGAAACCCUAUGGAUGUAAUCAAUGUGGGAAAGUCUUUUCACUACAGUAUUACCUCCAAAGACAUAAAGGAACACAUACUGGAGAGAAACCCUAUGAAUGCAACCAAUGUGGUAAAGCCGUUGCAUGUAACAGCAGUCUUCUAUUGCAUAAAAGAUCCCAUAGUGGAGAGAAGCCCUAUGAAUGCAGCCAAUAUGGUAAAGCCUUUAUACUACAGUAUUACCUCCAAAGACAUAGAACACAUUCUGGAGAGAAACCCUAUGAAUGUAAUCAAUGUGGGAAAGCCUUUGCAUGUGACAGCAGUCUUGUUUUGCAUAAAAGAUCCCAUAGUGGAGAGAAGCCCUAUGAAUGUAAUCAUUGUGGGAAAGCCUUUGCAUUUCACUGUCGUCUCCAAAAUCAUAAAAGAACACAUACAGGAGAGAAGCCCUAUGAGUGCAAUCAGUGUUGUAAUGCCUUUGCGCGGAAAAGUCAUCUUCUAAGGCAUAGAAGAACACAUACUGGAGAGAAACCCUAUGAAUGUAAUCAUUGUGGGAAAGUCUUUGCACAAAACAGUCACCUUCUAAGGCAUAGAAGAACCCAUACUGGAGAGAAACCCUAUGAAUGUGAUCAAUGUGGUAAAGCCUUUGCAUAUGUGCCCAGAGUCUGUGCAGAACACUCAUUUGGGGAUUCCUUCCACCUGCCCAAGUGUCUAGCAGUCAACAUCAAGUGUAAAACUUGCCUGCUCCUCAGGAAGAUCCAGGACUUGCCUGUUGUGAUUCAAGGUCUUUCACUGUCUCCACUGCAGUUUGCCUUCAAACGUUCUUAA